UUUCUUCUCUCUCCAACCUCCAGCUCUCCUUCUCCUCCUGCCCCAACUUCUGUGGGAAUGUGCUCAUGACAACGACUCGCUCCCAUUUCCUAGGCAGCUGCCACACUUGCAGACGUCGCCAUGUUCGAUGCGACCGGCGACGCCCCUCGUGUUCCAGGUGCCGGGCUCUGGGAGUCCCCUGCGAGGGCUUCUCCGACCAGGUGCGAUGGAUCGCACAGGACAAUCCCGUCGACAAUUCAGCCAUUACGAUCGAGGAUGCACGCCAAGGUGCCCGUCGGUAUCUGUAUUCCGAAGAGUCGAGGCUUUCCAUGAGCGUGGCAUUGGGUGCCAACCUGGUAUCCGGCUCGAUAGAUGCCUCUCUAGCGGAGAUCGAUCGCAGAUCGCAUCAACUACGCCAGGAUUCCUCGGAUGAGCAGGCCAUAGGCCCCUUUUCUGUUCUGCACUUCCCCGGAGGGCCCGAGGGCCCGAGUGAACCUCAGCGACCCGGUCCGGUCGAUAAUGCUGACCAGAAUCCAAUUAUGGAUGUGGAGCCUGCCAUGGAAACGCCCGCGGAGACCCCAAUCCCCGCGGAGAUACCCAUGGCUGGUCCUCUGAUAUCGUUGCCCGAGUCACUGGGAUAUAUGGACGAUUUUCUUCAUUGGUCCGAUAUUCUGGGUCUCGAGUUUGACCAGACGGACUUUUCAUCAUGGCCAACCUCAACCGCGAUAGAUCCUCUCCAAUUGGUUCUGGAGAAUGGGAAUUCAUCCUCUAUGAGGAUUGAUGGACUAGGCACCGAUAUUGUGGGCGGUGACAUCCCAUGCGAACCGUCAAGCCAGAGAGAUCUACUGCAUUUGACAUGGUCGUCUCCCCCACAGCAUGCUGCGGUGAACUCACCUGGCCCAUCACCAGACGUUCUAGCUGAUGCCCCAUUCCUCCUUAAGCAUCUCCAUGAAAACGUUAUUGCGCUGAUGGUGGCAAUGCCCUUGGGGCGCAAAUCACCGUGGACAAUGUUGAAUAUGCCGGCUGCGGUAGUCACUCUUGGGGAUUUGACAUUUCUUAAUGCCCAAAAUAUCACCCAUGCUCGGCAGGCUAAUCUUUACGGCCUUCUGGCAUGCUCUGCUCUUCACUUGACUCUGAAGUUACCGAAUGACACGAACCGCUCGAUUGACCACUGGAAACAAGUUACCAAACGAGCCUUUGAGCAGGCUAAGGAACACAUGCAAAUAUCUCUCAAAACCGAGACUCAGCUUCCCAAGAAGGCGAAGUACAAGGAUCAAAUGAUGGCGCUCUGUGCCCUGACAGAAUUUGCCAUCAUAUCCGGACAACCGCAACACGCUAGGUGCUUUUUAUUAGAUACAGAACGCUUGGUGCGUCUCCGAGGCUUCACCAAGCGCAGAAUUUCUCAGAAGGCCCGUCUUCUUCACCACGUUUAUACAUGGCACCGGAUUGUGGGGGAGAGUACGUAUGUCCUCCACGAUUACAGUCCAUCAAAACAGUUUCUCGAUGCUCUUGAAACGAACUUCCAACCACCUCCGGUAGAAACCUCGGAGUCUGUCGGAUCGAUGGGCGAGGCAGACGCUCGACUCGACACCUUUCUACGUUUAGAGACGCAUGCUUCGGAUCGAGACCUCAAUAUUCAUGAACGCAAAGACCAAGAGACCAGCCUCAGAGAUAUACACCUAGAAGACUCCCGGGAUUAUCCCGAGACCCUAUACAAAGAAAUCUACGGAAUUCCGGAAACAUGGCUGAGCCUAGUCUCGCAGACGACUCGACUGGCCAAUGUCAUGGAGACCUUUCGAAACGCACGUGGAUCGACUCCGAAUCUUAAUUUUGAGGCAUGGGACACGCUCCAACGUCGGAGUGUCCGACUAGAAUAUAUGAUCUGCUCCUUGAACCGCACUCAGAGCGGAAACACCGAUCACGGUAAUAUAGCUUCCAAGCCCGGUUAUCAUCUGCUCCGGGCUCUGAACGCAGCCUUGGUGAUCUUCUUUUAUCGGCGUAUCUACCAGGUGCAUCCGCAGAUUCUCGAGCACCACGUGGACGAUGUAAUAGCCGAGUUGGAGAAUUUUCGGGCCGCUUUGCAACCAGACGAGCCCAUUGGCCUGGGUUCCAUAUGGCCUGCAUUCAUCGCAGGGUGCGAGGCUACGGACUCUCGAAGGCGCGAUGCUAUCGUGCAAUGGCUGGAUCAGACAUACACAUACUGUCGAUUCCCUCCGUUUUCCACGGCUAAAACUUUUAUGACAGUUCUCUGGCGCAAACAAGACGAAUGUUUGGCUGUUCGUGGACAGCUGAUUACAACCUGGAUUGACGUUGCCAGUCAAGAGAGAAUCUGGCCGAUAUUGUGUUGACGAGAGAAAAGGAAAAACACCUCUCAUCACCUUUUAGGAUCUCUUCGACUUGGAAUCUCAAAUGGCAUAGGACAUCCUUCGAUGUGGGCAUCUAUAAUAGCAAUUUCCAAUGGACUGGAUUACAAACCCAGGUCGCCUAGACUUCACAAUACGAGAUUUUCAUCGAAACCGGUCCUGCAACUAAUCCUGUGAUCAAUAUUAUCAUCUACAUACAACUUAUGUCAACACAAGUGGUGGCUAGUAUACGACAA
Molecule: messenger RNA, 2578 nt
Organism: Aspergillus steynii IBT 23096
Lineage: Eukaryota; Fungi; Ascomycota; Eurotiomycetes; Eurotiales; Aspergillaceae
Exons: 3
Coding region: 66-2327 (753 amino acids)
Biological process (GO): positive regulation of transcription by RNA polymerase II
Cellular component (GO): nucleus
Molecular function (GO): zinc ion binding; transcription cis-regulatory region binding; DNA-binding transcription factor activity, RNA polymerase II-specific
Source: RefSeq, a predicted model, not a curated record